GACUUCACUCAAAGUUUAUACUUUCGAUAGCCGGACUUUUCGAAACUAUCAACAUCUAUUCAGUUCAUUCUAGGCUUAGAGUUACAAUUUGACUUGGACUAUCUCUUCAAUCAUGCCGUCGCUCUCUGCACUAGCUCCUCUCGCGGGCAUUAUUGCCAGUAUUCCUUCUGUGAUGGCGGGCUUUGAUCCGACCUCCCAGAGUAAUGUUGCGGUCUAUUGGGGACAAAACUCAUACGGACAGGGCUCUGGAGCUUACGUUCAGCAACGGCUUUCAUAUUAUUGCCAAAAUACGGAAAUCAACAUCAUUCCACUCGCUUUCUUAAGUUCUAUCAAUACCCCAGUACUCAACUUUGCCAAUCAGGGAGACCCAUGCACGGUAAUCUCAGGAUCUACAUUAUUUUACUGCUCAGAGCUUGAAGCCGAUAUUACUACAUGUCAGAAAACAUAUGGCAAGACAAUUAUGCUAUCAGUUGGCGGGGCCACAUAUACCGAGGGCGGCUUUACAUCAACACAAGCUGCCACAACUGCAGCAAAUAACCUUUGGUCAUGGUUCGGACCUGAUACUUCAGGCGAUAUCCGACCUUUCGGAUCCGCUGUGAUAGAUGGUUUUGAUUUUGACUUCGAAAGCACGGUAUCCAACAUGCCUACAUUUGCAAAUCAGCUCCGCUCGUUAAUGGAUACAGAUACAACCAAAACAUGGCUUCUAUCCGCUGCUCCACAGUGCCCUUACCCUGAUGCCGCAGAUGGGCCCAUGCUUGAUGGAACAGUAGCGUUCGAUAUCGUCUGGGUGCAAUUCUACAACAAUUACUGUGGCGUGCAAUCAUUCGUCUCCAGUGCAUCAAUACAAAACAACUUCAAUUUUGACACUUGGGACAACUGGGCCAAGACAGUAUCCCUGAACCCUAAUGUCAAGGUUAUGCUGGGCAUACCAUCCAACACUGGAGCUGGAGCCGGGUACACUUCUGGGGCUGCCCUUGCAAGCGUCAUCGCAUACUCAAAGAGUUUCUCCAGUUUCGGAGGCAUAAUGAUGUGGGAUAUGAGUCAACUUUACGCAAAUCCCGGAUUUCUCGAUGCAGUCAAUGCGGAUCUUGGAAAGCCAGCGGUAACGGUACCAGUCACAACAACCACCAUUACUAGCACUGUUACUAGCACCACUACUACCACCACUACUUCAACUACCACUUCCGCUACUACAACGUCUCCAGGCUCUACCCUCACGACUAUAACAACGACUAGCGCCAGCCCUACUUCGACUGGCGGUUCACUUGUUAAUGAGUGGAACCAAUGUGGUGGACAGGGCUGGAAUGGAGGUACUGUUUGCGUUGCUGGCACAAGUUGUGUCGCAUAUAGCAUCUGGUAUUCACAGUGUAAUCCCAAUUAAAAUCCAGUCUAGUCAUGAGAAGAGCAAUGGUCGAGCUUCAGCAUUUCAUGACGAUGCAGCAAGAAUGUUAUUCAACCCUUUAUAUCUAUAUAUCUCCAGAUUAUUUCACAUAUUUUCAAUCUAUUCAAUUCUUUUGUAUAUACUUGGAGCCGCACACUUAUUCAACGGCUUUUUGGCUCCCUAGCUCGAUCAUUCGCAUAUAUUCCAUAGAUGGGGAGAGUGGAUGACGUAUCUUUUUCCUUUUUUCAAAUAGAACUUUUAUUAGCAGCUUAUUAUAUACCAAUUUAUCAAUACUUCUUA
This is a messenger RNA of Botrytis cinerea B05.10, 1681 nucleotides long. RefSeq lists its product as hypothetical. NCBI's taxonomy places the organism in Eukaryota, Fungi, Ascomycota, Leotiomycetes, Helotiales, Sclerotiniaceae. The record is from RefSeq and is a predicted model, not a curated record. The coding region runs from base 113 to 1381 and encodes 422 amino acids. The transcript has 5 exons. Gene Ontology annotation, biological process: carbohydrate metabolic process. Gene Ontology annotation, molecular function: cellulose binding; chitinase activity. Gene Ontology annotation, cellular component: extracellular region.